UCAGUGUACCAGAUCGCUAUAUAUUAUGCAAAAGAGCAGCAUGAACAUUCUGUUAAAUUUCUUCUUUUGUGUUUUACAGAAAAAGUCAUGCAGGUUUAAAACCUAAAUGACAGAACUGUAAACCGCCCCUGAUGUGUGCGAUGCUGUAGCUUUUUAAACCUUUGGGGGAUGUGAAAAUGGGGAUGUGAUUAUACAAAAUAAUAUUCCUUCUAAAUGCUCCUUUUGAUUUUCAACGAUAAUUGCCAUGUUCCAGUUUAACGUGAAAUGAUUAGCAGUGUGAGCACAACACUGAAAAGAAAGGGUUACCAAAAAAAAAAAAAAAUUACGUAACUUCUGCUCUGACCCUUUCCUCGUCAGAGAUGUCUCCAUGGUUACCCCCCCUCCCAACUGGAAUGGGAUGGUACAGAGAGCACGAAACCAAGGGUGCGAGAAAAGCCCUCAUUCCAUAGCAUUGAAUCAAAUAAAAUGUCUUUGUCUGCAUAGCUUCACCAGCUGCUAUUCAGCAUUUUAAUUAGACGGAUCUGCUCAGCCCGGGUUAGAGACUUUAAACCCAAAACUACAGCCAGUUCUAAGCCGAUCAAGUAAAGACUGCAGAUAACGCAAUGCCUUGGAUGUUUCUCGACUGGUUCGUCCCUGUCUAUCUGCUGGUCUCGGUCCUGGUCCUGGCCGGUUUUGGAGCGUGCCUGUAUUUUCUGGAGCCGGGUCUUCAGGAUGCCCACAAGUGGAGCAACAAGUCCCUGAGGCACCAACCACUGGCUCCCAUAAGACAAACACACUGCAGAGAUGACGACAGCAAUGCCUUAUUAUGAUGGGACAUGUGUGGACAAUCCAAUGAGACGUUUGUGCCAAAUCAUAUGUUAAUGCCACUUUAUCAAAAUCCAUUGUCUUUUAACAGGGUUUCUGUUAUAUGCAAUGAUCUGCAAUCGGAUUACAAGCCAAAACAGUACGAUACGUUGAAGAACUCAAUUCAUUUAAUUUUACAAAGAUUAUUAUUUGCAUUAAAUUGUAUCAUCUCAAAAAAAUCGGAUGUUACUCUGCUAUUUCAGGACUAAAGGUGAAAAGUAGUGGUCCAGAAUCCACUUAAAAUUUAUUUAUUAUCAUCAAUACUAUUAAUAGUGAUUAAUAGUAUACAUAAAAUACAUUUGACCAAAUCUAUUGAAUUAUUGUGAUUAAAGUAUUAAUUUAGAAUGAUAAUUAUUACCAUUAAAUUAAUCUAACUUAAAAUAUAUGUAUAUUCCCCCCCUUUCAAUAACUAUUGUUUCUGGAUGUUUCCUAGUUUCUGCUAAUAAACAUUAAAGAACAUUAUUAUAGCAGAAAUACUGGAAGAAGGAAUAUCUUGCUUUACCUUGCUUUGAAAGUUGGGUCAGUGUUGGUCAUUUGAGUCUAAAAACUUGAGAAUCACUGCUUUUAUGGUAUCGUGGUUAUCCAGUGAUGCUUCCCACACAACCUCCCACGAAAGUCAGCGUCAGAGUAAAUUUUGGUGACAUUUGGGUAAACUUGGAGGAGAAACCUAGACUUGUCUGAGGGGGGUAUUGUGCGAAAACACAUUACAUACAAUGAACAAACAAGAAGGAAUGUUUCCAGGUCAUGACGGUCAUGUUCUGGGUGGCAUUUUAGAACAUGCCUGAAAAAUCUGGAAAACCCAUGUCCCAAGAUACAUGCAGUAUACUGUGAGAGUAAAAUGGGGAGCUCAAACUACUCAGCAUGCUUUUUGUCAUUAGGCAUCAAAUAAUGGUACAAAUGACCAUAUUUAGGGUAUGUUCAAGAAUACCAACUAGAUUUUAGUUGUAUCAUCUGUUGUAGAUGUUUUAAUUUUUGCAAUGUUUUUAAGAAACAAGCAAAAAAAAACCACACAUGGUUGAAAUUGUCUAUUUUGGUGGGCUAGCAUUCUUAUCUGAAGCCUGAUAAUGUUUAUUAGUAGACUUUGCUCUGAUUGACCAAUUUCACCAACAAAAAAGCAACUGUCCCUUUAAAUGUUGGUUAUAAUCAUACUUUGGACAAUCAUAAAUGAUAAUGGCAUUUGUAAUAAUGUGGAUGAUUGUAUAAUCAGUUGUAGCAUGUUGGAAAUAUCACCAAAUUAUAUUAAACACAAAAUGUUCGAGACAUAUUUCUCUUCUGCAUGUUUUCACUUGAUUUUGGAGUUUCACAAAUUGUGCCAUUUAGCGAGUAUGAUGUGAAGAGAGUGGGUGAAUGAGACAGUGGAGCUUCAGAUUAGAAGAAUGGAGGGAAUGUAAGUCUAGUUCCCACCAUUUCCUGAUGCACUCUUCCCCCUUCAUUCUCUCGCUUCUCUCUUCCAGUAAACAAACCACAGGAUUACAGGUCGGUCUUAUUGCAUAUCAUUUUCAGAAUACUAUAUAUACUCACUAUAUGUCUUUCAGAAAACCAAUUGUUUUUGGUAUUUUUAGUUAAAUAUUUGACUGAUUUGAAAACAUCUUUUCUGCGUUGUUCUUUUUAUUUACAACUGCUUGCCCAAACCUUUCUUUUUAUGAAUUCUUAUAGGCUGUGUGAUAUCCUGCAAUGAACCCACAGGACCUAGAUAAAACUGGAAGCAUGUUACCUGUUGGAUCUCCCCUCGACUCCCCCUCUCUGUCCCCGUGCCUUAUCCCUCUUUCUCCUUCCCCUUCCCGUCUUUCACCAUGCCCCAUUAACUCAGGCUCCUCUCCCUCCCGUCUCUCUCCUUUAUCCACUUCUCCUUCUCGUCUCAGUCCAUCUUCUCACUUUAUUUCAUCUUACUCCCCUGUUCGUCUGUCUCCCUGUUACACAUGUGACCCAUCUACUUCACCCACAAGGGUUUCCCCCUGUCCCGUGCCUCUUUCCCCCUCUGUUAUCCUAAAAAAACCCAUCCAUAUUUCCUCCUUCAGUCAAACCAAGAAAGGCUCGGAACAACAGAAUCAGAUUCAUAGUUCUUCUCAAAGCAUCAUCAAUACUGUGGAUACAUCCCUAAGUUCACCACAAUUGAAGUCAGUCGAUACCAUUUCUCAUUUAGAGAAUUCAGUUAGAGUGCUACAAACAGAUGAAAACAAAACAUUACAAUCUGCUGAUUUGCGUGGUAAAACAUGGCCAGUAGAAAGCAGAAUUUCCAGAUUCAAGCCUGUUUCAUCCACUGAGAGAAGUGUAAGAUCAAUCCCAAUGACCAACAGUCAAAAAAGGCAAGCUGGCCAACAACAAGAGCCAUUCAGACCUCCACAGCAGGAUAAACUAAAGCAAAAUCUGAACAUAUAUUGCAGGGGAGCCACCAAGCCUUCAACGCUUGAAAGCUUAAGCCCUAAAAACCUCAGACAUGUUGAAAAUAGUGCAUACAGACCCCAAAAUUUAGUGAACUAUCAAAAGAAGCGCCAAUCUCAGGACCCUACUCUAGUUCGAAUCCGUCUUGGAUUGAUUAAAACAGGCAGGAUUAUAAACUCUGGUGCCCAGUUUUUAGAUCUGGAGAAGAUCAAGGGAAGCAAUGAAGAGAACAACCCAAAAAGUCAGAGCGACGGAAAUCCUGCUGUUUCAGAAAAGUUAAAACAGCCUAUUCGUUCAAAGAUAAUGUUAGGAGCAGCCAAGCGGAUAAUAAGGCCCACUACAAUGUGUGAGAGGAGCUGUGGGAAACCUCAAAACCAACAACAAGCUUCAGCUAAAGAAACAAGACAGUUCUCCAAACAGCCAGCACUUACAAAUCCAAUCUCAUCCCCUAAAGCUACCACAAACCAAAAGGAUUCUUUUCAAGAACUGGAUAAUGUACCUCCUCUGAAGGAAUACAGUGAACUGGUUUCAUCCAACUCCGAGCUUCAAGACAGAGCUUCAGAGAACUGUAAUGCCAUCAGCGAUAGUUCUCAUGAAAGUAAUGUGAUGAUGAACUACCCCCAAAACAAUCAAACCAGUACUAAUGACAACCAAGAGUCUAAACCAAAAAUCAGGCCUUCCGAGACAGACAGCGCCGUCAUCCCGUAUAAAAACGCAUCAGACCAGUGCAGCCGGAUGAGUUGCUUUCAGUUCCCUUUGAAGAGUCACAGAACAUCCACUGAAUGUGGUCAGCUGAGCCGAAUCUGUAGACCUGUGAUCAAAAGAACAUCUGACAGUAGAACUACAUACUUCAAAACCCCUCAGGCAUGGAGAAGAUCUUCCUCAAACCAAACAGGGAACACAAGAAGGGAUGUUGGCAAUUCAACCCGAAACAGAUGCAGCCUUUCGGAUUCAGAUUCUUCUAAAUCCUCUUCAAGCGAAGCGACCUUGCGUGAAGAUUACAGAUUUGCAAGAAGACACAGAGGCUCACAGUUGUACAAAAAGUGUGCUACUAGUUGUCCAACUAAAUUUGUGGGAGAGAAACUUAAAUCAGCUGUUCACCCUGACCUCUCAGACAGCCCAAACACACACACAGACUCUGAAAUGCUGAAAUGUCCCUUGGCUGGACGGAUGCCUCGGUGUCCGUUCACUCUAGAUCAACAACAAGAGUCCAAACACACACUUCAUGCUAAAGAUUGUGACAGAUUUCAAGACGUGAACUCCUCGUGGUUAACAGAGCGAGAAGACUCCCUGCCAUUACAGCCAUCUGUAGCCGCAGACACGAGGAGCAGAAUUGACUCCUGUCCAGAAGAAUGUGUGUCUACAGACAUGUCAGAAAUUGUGCCCCCUGAAGUGAGACCUAAACCUGCCGUCCCAGCUAAGCCCUCUCAUGUGGUCCCGCCUUCUAGCAGUCCCUUUGUGCCUUCACUCCAAGGAACAGGGGGUGAAGGUCAAGGGUCAGGUCGGGGAUCUGCAUUGCUCGGAUACAUCGGAAUAGACACCAUCAUCGAGCAGAUGCGGAAGAAGACCAUGAAGACAGGCUUUGACUUCAACAUCAUGGUGGUUGGUCAAAGUGGUCUUGGGAAAUCUACUUUAGUGAAUACUCUCUUUAAGUCACAGGUGAGCAGGAGGAGCACAGGCUGGAGUCGUGACGAGAAGAUCCCAAAGACUGUUGAGAUUAAAUCUGUAUCUCAUGUGAUUGAGGAAGGAGGGGUGAAGAUGAAGUUAACAGUCGUUGACACACCAGGUUUUGGAGACCAAAUCAACAAUGAAAAUUGCUGGGAGCCCAUAUCCAAAUUCAUCAAUGAACAAUAUGAAAAAUUUCUGAAAGAAGAAGUCAACAUUGCUCGCAAGAAACGCAUCCCUGAUACCAGAGUGCACUGCUGCUUGUACUUCAUAUCUCCAACUGGACACUCGCUUCGCCAGUUGGAUAUUGAGUUCAUGAAACAUCUGAGUCGUGGGGUCAACAUCAUUCCUGUCAUUGCCAAGUCGGACACACUCACUCUUGAGGAGAAAACUGAAUUUAAGCAGAGGGUGAGGAAGGAGCUGGAAGCGUGUGGGAUUGAGUGUUAUCCACAGAAGGAAUUUGAUGAAGACAUGGAGGAUAAGAGUGAUAAUGAUAAGAUCAGGUUGAAAACCCAAAUCACUGCGAAUUCUCUUUACUUCGUGAUUUCAUGAUUAGGUCUCACCUCCAGGACCUGAAGGAGGUCACUCAUAACAUCCACUACGAGACGUACCGUGCCAAAAGGCUCAAUGAUAACGGAGGUCUGCAUCCCAUAUCUUCUUCUGGCCAAGACACACAAGAAAGCAACCUGUGAG
This is a messenger RNA of Puntigrus tetrazona (Sumatra barb), 5583 nucleotides long. Its product is annotated as neuronal-specific septin-3. Bases 2518 to 5442 code for a protein of 974 amino acids. Gene Ontology annotation, molecular function: GTPase activity; GTP binding; molecular adaptor activity. Gene Ontology annotation, biological process: cytoskeleton-dependent cytokinesis. Lineage: Eukaryota; Metazoa; Chordata; Actinopteri; Cypriniformes; Cyprinidae. Gene Ontology annotation, cellular component: presynaptic cytoskeleton; septin ring; cell division site. The transcript has 11 exons. The record is from RefSeq and is a predicted model, not a curated record.